UUGAAGGAUCCCCGCAGCCUCGACCCCCCUGUUCUUCCGAACGCCGUUCGUGAAGGUGCCUUAUCGAUCCCGAAUAUCAUGGUAAGUCACCUUUCAGUUUCUGCUCUUUCUGUCUAACUCCUACUGGUCGCACAUCAGGAUACUCCCUCUAGUGUGGAGCAAGGUGCUGAAAUCCAAUCGACACCACAGGACGCCGAGGAGGUUGCAAAGCUCAUGAACCCAAUUUCGGAGCGUGUGACAGUCGUAAUGCCACUUUUGGGGCGUGUGAAAUCUCCAUCUCCUGCCCAACAUUCACCGGCACCAGUGGAUCUCGAGCUUGCAUAUAAUUUCCAGGACACAUAUAUCCGACCCUUCAAGAUAUUCGACAGUGUUGUCGGAACGCUCACGGAUGUACAUCCAUACACAAAGAUUGCACUACUUCUCCAGCAGUUAGGACAAGUUUACGACUUCAUGAUGCAAGACGAGACUCUUCGCGAAAUUCCGUCAAUGCAGAGCAUCGUCGGACCAAUAGUUCAGCACACUCUCAAGUGCUCUCAGUUUAUCAGAGAUUAUUCCACGACCAAGAAUUUAUGGAAAAGACUUGGGAAAAAUAUUCUCUCAGAAACAGAUCAUACGAUUCAACAAUACAUCGACGUGUUCCAGGAGCUCAUGAAACGCUUCCAAGACCGAACUGCUCAGAACACCUCCGUUCAGCGUACAGGGGAUUUGCCGGACCUCAGUGGCAUAACUUAUGCACAGGACGCUGGACUUGAUCCCGGGAAACAAUGCUUACCAGGGACGCGCAUGGAAAUUCUCUCCGAGAUUAUCGACUGGGCUAACAGCACGAAAGGCAAUGUUCAGCCUGUGCUGUGGCUAUCCGGCCCUGCAAGAAAGGGCAAAUCAGCCAUUGCACACACACUUGCAAACUGGUUCAACAAUGUGGGAGGGCUUGGUUCGUAUUACUGUUUCGACCGUCAGCGAGAUGCCGAGCGUUUGCAUGAAAAGAUCUUUUCCACCAUCGCGCGCGACCUGGCUGACCGUGAUCCUGGGGUGAAGCGAGCGUUGGUAGAUGCAGUACAGCAUGCCAGUGUGCUCAAGAAUACGACAGAUAUCAUCCAGCAGUGGCACAAGCUUCUCAUGGGACCGCUGGGGAAGCUCUCUAGAUUAACGGUGAGACCUGUCCUGAUCGUGAUCGAAGCACUGGAUGAGAGCGGCGGGGCGGAUACGCGGCGUGACCUUCUCCGCAUAAUCGCUGGUAAACCUCCGCAUCAGGGUCCCCAAAUCACUGAUUUGCCAUCCAACUUCCGUAUCCUUGUCACCUCUCGUCCACUUUCCGAUAUCAAAACCCAGUUUGACGGUGCUCAGCAUAUACUUCAGUUGUCCAUGGACUAUAUUCCAUCGGAAGUCACGGAGCGUGACAUUCAUACUUAUGUAUCUGCAGAGUUGAAGGGGCUGUCGGGUAUUCAGGAAAAACAAAUUGCAAUGCUCGCUGCGCAAGCUGAUGGACUUUUCGAUUGGGCGCGUCGUGCCUGUGAUUACAUCAAGAAAGGCACGGACAUGGACGCCGUCGAUGCUCUCGUGAAACGCGAUCUGUAUGUUAUGUAUCGGACGCUCUUGGCAGAGAUAAUGGCAACCCAAAAUGGGACACCUGAAAUAUUAGCGGUGUUUCGUUCUGUGAUGCCACAAAUUCUUGGCACAGUCGAACCGCUUUCUUUAAUUUCCCUGAAUGCCAUGAGGGACUGUAUUCCAGACCAAAGCAAGCAUUACAAGGCGGAGGAUAUCGUACAACAUAUGGGAUCCCUCCUCAGCGGCACCACCAACCCAUCUACACCCAUCAAACCCCUUCACACAUCAUUUCGCGAAUUUCUCACAGUCCAGGCAUCCAGUGGAGACUUUUUCGUCGACAUAUCGAAAGCACAACGCGAUCUUACUUUUGCGUCGCUUCGAGUGAUGAGGCAUGGACUUCUCUUCAAUCUCUGUAAUUUAAAGUCUUCGCACCUCCUCAAUCGCGAAGACCUCGAGCUGCAUGAACAAGUUGAAAGAAACAUCCCUCCAUAUCUGUCCUAUUCUUGUCGAUUUUGGUCUUCGCACCUACGAGCAACCGUCUUCGACACGGAACUCGCAGAGGAAGUGAAAUCAUUCUUCGACCACGAGCGGUUGCUCUUUUGGCUCGAAGUGCUUGGUGUUAUUCAAGCAGUCAGUAGCGCAGUCACCGCGCUUCCGCACAUCCCCCGGUGGCUGAAGGAUCAUUCCGGAUACGAAGAUGUCUCAGCCACUGCAAUGGAUGUGCAUCAAUUUAUUCAAACCUUCGGUGGUAUCAUUUUACACAGCACGCCACAUCUCUAUGUAUCAGCGCUGCCUUUCUGGGCUGUCAAUUCGUCGAUAGGUUCUAAAUUCGCCUCAAAUUUUCCGAAUAUUCUUCGUCUGGUGUCUAGAUGUGAUUCGGAGUCGGUGGCUGUUCAGAGCCUACUCGGAGAGUAUGCGGAAAAGGUGUUAUCAGUCUCGUUUUCUCCUGAUGGGACUCGCAUUGCGACUGGCUCAGUGGAUAAGACUGUGCGGUUGUGGGAUGCAGCGACUGGACAGCCAAUUGGUGAGCCCCUGCGGGGGCACACUGGUGCCGUCAGCUCGGUAUUGUUCUCGCCGGAUGGGACUCGCAUCGCCUCAGCCCUUGCAGGGACACACUGCUUGGGUCAACUCAGUCUCGUUCUCGCCGGAUGGGAUCCGCAUUGUGUCUGGUUCAUCUGAUAACACUAUUCGACUGUGGGAGGCAGCGACGGGGGAGCCAAUUGGUGAGCCCUUGCGGGGGCACA
Suillus fuscotomentosus is the source of this 2789-nucleotide messenger RNA. RefSeq lists its product as uncharacterized. Lineage: Eukaryota; Fungi; Basidiomycota; Agaricomycetes; Boletales; Suillaceae. The record is from RefSeq and is a predicted model, not a curated record. The coding region runs from base 214 to 2724 and encodes 836 amino acids. The transcript is spliced from 7 exons. Gene Ontology annotation, molecular function: protein binding.